GAUCUUCACAGAAUAUGAUAGUGUCUAUUGAACUUCAUUUUUGCUAAAUUAAUAUCAUAAAAUCACAAUGAAGAAAAUUUGGUUGUUAAAGUCUUUUUCUGAUCAUGAUAAAUCAUAUGAAAGUAAAUUGCAAGAAGCUGGAUUCAAUGUUCAGCUCAUACCUGUAAUUUCAUUUAAAAAUGUCAAUUUGGAUGCCAUUAAAUCUUGCCUUCAGUGCCCAGAUGAUUACUCAGGAAUAAUAUUCACCAGCAAACAAGCUGUGAAAGCUGUCCAGGAAAAAUAUUCUGUGCUUUCAGUGGAUCAGCACAAGAGUUGGCUUUCCAAGAAACAUUUUGUUGUUGGUGAAGUGACAGCCAAAGCAGUCCAUGAAAGUCUUGGGCUCAAUACACUUGGUUCUCAGUGUGGAAACUCUAAGCAGCUUGCCGAGUUCAUCAUUUCUCAAGUUCCAGCUUUUGAGAAGCCUCUGUUGUUCCCAUGCAGCAACAUAAAGAAAGAUGAUCUUCCCAAGUUAUUAGCCUCCAAUGAUCGAGACUUCAGAGCUUUGACCUGUUACAAAACUUUACCUCAUCCUAAUUUGAAGAGUUUACUCCAGUCUGCCAUCAAAGAUGGGAGAAUGCCUGAUGUGAUGGUAUUUUUCAGUCCUUCUGGAGUAGAAUUUACCAUUCCAAUUCUCAGAAACCUGGGAGUAUCAAUGACUGGUAUUUCAUUGGUUGCUAUUGGUCCAUCAACUAAUGUUGCACUGGUGACAGAAAACCUGCCUGUAGCAAGUGUGUGCAAUGCUCCCACUGUUGAUGCUGUGCUUUAUUCUAUUAAAGGACUCAAUCUGUAAUAUGUGACUCAAACAACUGUGUUUAUAUAUUUUUUCCUAGCUCUCAAUUUAUCAUCUAUUGCAUUGUACAAGAGCAUAAGGCAUUAUUUUAUGCAUAGUUAUUUUUUGAUGUUUUGCAAAUUAAAUUUAUUGUAUGACAUUAUAUGCAUUAUUAGUACAUUGACAAUAUCAAUGCAGGAA
Molecule: messenger RNA, 1009 nt
Organism: Hyalella azteca
Lineage: Eukaryota; Metazoa; Arthropoda; Malacostraca; Amphipoda; Hyalellidae
Product: uroporphyrinogen-III synthase-like
Exons: 1
Coding region: 68-829 (253 amino acids)
Biological process (GO): uroporphyrinogen III biosynthetic process
Molecular function (GO): uroporphyrinogen-III synthase activity
Source: RefSeq, a predicted model, not a curated record